CCUAAUAUUUUCUUUGCUAGCACUGUUUCAGAAAGUUUGAAAUUUUUUUUGUUAGAGAAUGAAGAGAAACAACAGUUUUUCUCAACUCUUUUUUAUGUCUUUGUUGGUGCUUAUCUUUGUCACAUUUUCUGUGGAUGCAAGGAACACUAACAUAAAGAAAAAACUACACAAACAUCACAAAAAAUCACAUCCUCUUCCUCAUUAUGAUCCUCAUCCAAUUCAACCAAACACUUUUGAUAUUAUGUCUUUUGGUGCAAAGGGCAAUGGAGUUUCUGAUGAUUCAGAGGCAUUUCUAGCUGCAUGGAAAUGUGCAUGCAAAGUUUCUGGUGCAACAAUCAAAGUUCCAGAAAAACUCAAAUUCCUCAUUAAGCCUAUUACUUUACAAGGCCCUUGUAUGCCUGAUCUUACUCUUCAGAUAGAUGGAACAAUAUUGGCUCCUCCUGAAGUAUCUUCAUGGCCAAAGUCCAAUUUAUUUCAAUGGAUAAAUUUUAAAUGGGUGCAGAAUUUCACUAUCAAAGGCUAUGGCACUAUUGAUGGUCAAGGUUCUAAUUGGUGGAGCUCUUCAAAACUUUAUGAUAUACAGAAAACUCACUCUAAACAAAUUCCAAGCAUGAAGCCAACUGCUAUAAGAUUUUAUUCUAGCAACUUUGUAAAGAUUAGAGAUAUCAAAAUCAAAAACAGUCCUCUAUGCCAUCUAAAAUUUGACAACUCAAAGGGAAUCAAAGUUGACAAUAUUACAAUAUCUUCCCCGGAAAAUAGUCCAAACACUGAUGGCAUUCACUUGCAAAAUACACAGGAUGUAGAAAUUCAACACUCUAAUAUUGGAACUGGAGAUGACUGUGUGUCCAUACAAACCGGUUGCUCUAAUAUUCAUGUCCACCACAUUAAAUGUGGCCCUGGUCAUGGCAUAAGUCUAGGAGGAUUAGGAAAAGACAAGAGUGUGGCAUGCGUCUCUGACAUCAUUGUUGAAGAUAUUUCAAUGAAAAAUACUCUAUAUGGAGCAAGGAUCAAAACAUGGCAGGGAGGCAAUGGUAUGGUAAAAAAUGUAUCAUUUUCAAGAAUCAAAGUCUAUGAUGUUAUGUAUCCAGUAAUGAUAGACCAAUACUAUUGUGACAAACAAAUCUGCAAGAACCAAACAGGAACAGUGAUAAUUUCUGGUGUCAAAUUUGAUCAAAUAAGUGGCAGUUAUACUCUGCAGCCGGUCCACCUAGCAUGCAGCAAUUCCAUCCCAUGCACAGACGUUGAUUUAACUGACAUUCAGUUAAGACCUUCCCUUAGUUAUAGGGGAAUGCAACAAGCUAUGUGUUGGAACUCUUAUGGAAAAUCACAAGGUCAAUUAGUACCUUCAAGUAUUGAUUAUUGUUUGAGAAGUGGUGGUGGAUUAAUUAAGAGGAUAGCAAAGUCACAUGAUAGUGUAUGUUAUAAAAUGUUAUAGAUGUUAUCUUUAGUUAGUUUUGUAGCUUCCCUUCUCCAAAUGCUUUUUAACUUUGUGAAGGUGGUUAUGGUGUAAAUUUU
Molecule: messenger RNA, 1515 nt
Organism: Medicago truncatula (barrel medic)
Lineage: Eukaryota; Viridiplantae; Streptophyta; Magnoliopsida; Fabales; Fabaceae
Product: polygalacturonase At1g48100
Exons: 8
Coding region: 59-1435 (458 amino acids)
Biological process (GO): carbohydrate metabolic process
Molecular function (GO): polygalacturonase activity
Source: RefSeq, a predicted model, not a curated record